CAACUCCCCGCCUGCCCCGCCCUGGGGCAACAUUCAUUUUGGGGAAAAGUCCCCCUUAAUGCUGAAAUAUCCAGUUCCCUUCUUUUCUCUAGCUCGCCAAUUGGGCUCUCCGGAGAGGCCACUCGUUUGGGAAGGCGCGGUCUGGGUCGGUGCACCGCGCACCAAACCCUGCCAGAGAACUCAGAGAGGCGGCCAGGGAGCUGGGUGCUUCGGGAGAAAGGCGCCAGCCGCCGGGUCACCUCCCGAGGAAGGAAGGGGCGGGAGCGCCAGUGGGGAGGGCGGAGCCUGAAAACCUCCGCGCCUUCGCUGCGGGCUUUACAAAGGCCCCGGGCGCGCGAAAGGACGUGCUCUGCCAGCCAGUGGGAGGGGAGGCCGCGCGCGCAGGAGGAUCGGCGGCUCGCGGUCCGUGGUCCGUGGUCCCUGGCUCGGUUCCCCGCAUCCCGGGGCUCACACCUGUCCGCGCGGAGGAGCAGCGGCCGGGCGCCCUCCCCCCAGCCUGCGCCAGUCUCCUCGAUUCCCCUCGCUCUGAGCCAGGCGAGCCGAACAACUCAGGAGAGUUCACGCACUCCCCAGCCCCAGGUGGGCCUUGUGCACAUCAUGAGCAAUUUUGAAGACGCUGACACAGAAGAGACAGUAACUUGUCUCCAGAUGACGGUUUACCAUCCUGGCCAGUUGCAAUGUGGAAUAUUUCAGUCAAUAAGGUUUUUUAACAGAGAGAAACUCCCUUCCAGCGAAGUAGUGAAAUUUGGCCGAAAUUCCAACAUCUGUCGUUAUACUUUUCAGGACAAACAGGUUUCCCGAGUUCAGUUUUCUCUGCAGCUGUUUAAAAAAUUCAACAGCUCAGUUCUCUCCUUUGAAAUAAAAAAUAUGAGUAAAAAGACCAAUCUGAUCGUGGACAGUAGAGAGCUGGGCUACCUAAAUAAAAUGGACCUGCCGUACAGGUGCAUGGUCAGAUUCGGAGAGUAUCAGUUUCUGCUGGAGAAGGAAGAUGGCGAGUCAUUGGAAUUUUUUGAGACUCAAUUUAUUUUAUCUCCAAGAUCACUCUUGGAAGAAAACAACUGGCCACCGCACAGGCCCAUACCUGAGUAUGGCACUUAUUCGCUCUGCUCCUCCCAAAGCAGUUCUCCGACAGAAAUGGAUGAAAAUGAGUCAUGAACACAAAGUCUAAGAGGAGAAAUAUGAAGGAUGAAAAGCUCUGUCGAUGCUGUAUAGACACUACUUAUUAAGAGCUUAUUAGGGUAGUAUAUUAUAGUCAUCUGUUAUGCUGUGAAAUUUGGAAUUCAGUGUUAUCAUUUUGAAGUCUGUAAAUUGUGUUAGUCAUUAACUUAGUCACCUGUUAUAUUCCUGGAUCUACACAAAAUUAUUUUAAGUGCUCAUCUGUGAGGAUUAAUAUACAAAAAAGUAUCCUUUGAGAUGAAGUAGUGUUCCCAAAAUAAGGUUAUAUUAUUUUCUUCUGCUGCUUGAUUUUCAUCUUGUGUUUUGCUUUGUUUUUGUAAGGAACCAUCUCUUGGUUUGGUCACAUCAUUUCACAGCAGCCAUUUGUUUUUAAGGUCAAGGCUCCAGACAGGUUGUUACUGGUGUUUGCAGCGUGUCAGUACUUGCAGUACUGGAAUAUGUUCUAGGCUAGUGUCUGUGCGUCACUGUGGUUUUAGUAUGGAAGGACUUACUUGAGAAAUACUACCUUGCUUUCCUCUGAUUUCUUUUUGCAGAAUUAUAGUGUGUUUACUCCUAAGAUGACAGUUCUCUUUGUCUAUAUUCAGCAUCUAAGACAAAUAUUUAAACAUUUUAAAGAACCACUGUGUUAAGUUUAGGAUUAUUUACUUACCAAAUUAGAAGUUUGACUUUUAUAUGUUAUAUACAAUUUUAAAAUUUCACGAAUUCACCUUUUUAAUAGUAUCCAUGUACAUAAUAAAGUCAAAGUUUAAUUAAUCAUUUUCUUUGAAUUUUUUUCUAAAUAAGGGAAAAAACUGUUCUUGGGCCACUUUACAUAGAUAAAUAUAUGUGAAUGUUUGUAAUUAACGCUUAAAUAUUCCUAGUGUUAACUUCAAAAAAGUCUUUUUCAGUUCUUAAAUAACAUUUUUUAAUUUAAGAUACUUAUUCAACUUAUCUUAACUAAGGUAGCUAGUGAAUGUUAAGUAGAUGAGGUAACCGUUCAGUUAAGUUAAAUUGUAGCAUUGCCAGGGAGUGAGGCUCGCUGUACAAUUUUCCAGAUAAAUGAAAUUUCCUGUAGUGAGAGGUCCAUGUUUUUGUAACAGCCUUUUAAAAAUGCUUUUGUGAACCCUCCAGCCUCUUACCAAAAGAGGCUUUAAACCUCAUCUUGAUUCAGAUCAUCAGUCUAUUCCUGGGCAAUAGUAUGUGAUGUCCAGCACCCUAACCCCGACUCCCCAGCCCUGGGACUAUUCCAGUAGAGUGAAAUAUUUGUCCUGUACAAAGUGGCCUGAAUGACUGUUUGAGUUCGUGUGUCUAGUUUUCCUCCUUAUUCCCUGUGAUGCCCAGAGUAAUGGCCCAUCCAAAGAUGUCCAGAUGUUCAUGUGCUAGUCUCCAGAACUUGUAACUGUGCUGUUACAUGGCAAAGGGGAAUGAAGGCUGCAGAUGGAAUUAAAAUAGAUUAUGCUGGAUUAUCUGGGUGUGCCCAAUUGAUCACCAGAUCCUUAAGAGUGGAAGAGAGGCAGAUCAGGAUGUCAGAGUGAUGAGGUGUGAGACGGACUUGACCUGCUGUCGCUGGAAAGAAGGAGGUCAUGAGCCAAGGAAUGUGGACAGUCUCUUGAAGCUGGAAAGUGUGCAUUGGACAUCUGGAAGCCGGAAAAGACAAAGAUCCAGAAAGGAACAAAGUCUUGUGGACACCCUGAUUUUGGUCCAGUGAGAUAUAUUUGACUUGUUAACCUACAAAACUUUAUGAUGAUAAAUUUGUGUUGGUUGUAAGCCACGAAAUCACAAUAAUUUGUUAUAGCAGCAGAUAGAAAACCAAUAUACUCCUCUUAAUAU
Cercocebus atys (sooty mangabey) is the source of this 2985-nucleotide messenger RNA. It is a transcript of the gene TIFA, whose product is annotated as TRAF-interacting protein with forkhead-associated domain. The transcript is spliced from 2 exons. Gene Ontology annotation, molecular function: protein binding. The record is from RefSeq and is a predicted model, not a curated record. Gene Ontology annotation, biological process: canonical NF-kappaB signal transduction. Bases 598 to 1155 code for a protein of 185 amino acids. Lineage: Eukaryota; Metazoa; Chordata; Mammalia; Primates; Cercopithecidae.